AAACAGAAGUGAGACAAAACUAAUCAGACUAUCAGGCUGAUUUUUAAGUGAUAGUGUCUAAGAUGAUAGGAUGGCCGUAGGCGGUCUACCUCGGUUUUAGCACUGGCCACCCUUUAGUUGAGGUUUUGUGGCACCGGGGAUGUUUUUCUUCUUAAUUGUUUUGAUGAGGCAUUUCCGCCAUGCUUUGGCUUGAAUUUGUUGCGUAGUUCUGCUUCCUCUGACAUCUGACAACUGCAAAGGGGGCCUGUCCCUGUCCACAGAGGGAGGUGUUUCUAUCUGUCUACUUCUUUGCAUUCUCUCUCAUUCGCUUCACUUACAUCACCGAUGCUGUGGGGGAAAGUACACUACACCUCUCCACCUGGACACCUGCUGAGGAAGCCGCAGCACGCUCACACGUCGAUACACCUUUUUUAUUUACCGUCCACACAAAAAGCGCCUAGCAGCACAGGAAGCACAAGUCAGCCUGAGGUUUUUCAGCAGCCGGAGCUAAAGGGAAGGCACAGAGCCAGAACCUGUCAGCAUUUCACACUCUCUCUUCUGCACUUCAUUCCUGGUCUCACUUCACCCAUCUGUUAGCACCUCUCACCUGCCUCCAGUGCGUUUCUUUAUAACAGUGGACUGUAGUAGGCGUGCAACCUUCUGAGCUAUGUCUGGAUCUGGCCGGCAGUGUGACAGGGUGGACACCAUCAAUGUCAAGCAUGUGGCCCAGCUGAGGAGGCUGAUUUGCCUGUUGAUGGUGUGGGCCUUCUUUCUGACUCUGGGCAUAGUUGUCUCCAUCCUUCUACACUUCAUCCUUACUAGAGAUCCUCCUGACAAAGAGAUUGAAAUUGUGACAUCGAAACCCCCUCCAACGGUCCCAUCUACUCUACCAUACAGUUUUAAUUUUGAAUUCGAGAAUGGAAGUCAGUUUAGAGAACUGAGGUGGAAAGAUGAAAAACAUGAGAGUAAUAAGAGAGUGGAAUUGACGGAGGAUGGCAUAUAUUUCUUCUACCUACAAGUGACCCUGCAGUCCCGGGAUCCAAGUGUGAAUUAUACAGUCCUAGUGGAGGUAUUUGAUACAAAGGAAAAUGUAUAUAAAGAAAUACUCUUAACAGGACAUAUCAAUGGAUCACAACUCUCUACUGGAUUUAUGGGUAAGGCAUUCCACUCACCGAGUAAAAGGAGUCUAAAGGUUGUAUACAAACCAAAGGCAACUCUGGACGGGGACAACACUUAUGUGGGCAUAAUAAAACUCAGCUGAAGUUUGAUGGAGAUGAUGUAGAGGGAGUUUGUAAUGUUACAUGAGUGAGACUCAUUGUAAAAGAGUAAUGUUACAGGAUCAUUUCUGUCUGGAAAACUGAGUUUAUAAUAAUAUGGACACAAUUAUUCACUGUUUUAUUACUUCACAAAAAUGUAUAUUUUUUAUCAGAAAGGAAAGUGGUUUAUAUUGCACUUCACUUUAUUACGGGUUUCACCAAGUAUGUUGAAGUGGCCGGGUCAUUCCUCAGAACACACAGCACACUACCCACUAUUGGUUAUAAUCAGUGUUGUGCGUGAACGAGUUCAAAAGAACGCGCUCAUUGAACACGCUCAUUGUUUCGUGAACGCUGAACUGAACGCAACACAUUUUUAAAUAAAGAAUUUGAACGUGAAUUAGUUCACAGUAUGUGUCAUAAACGGCAGACAUCCCUGUAAAUGAACGUUGGCUAGAGAGCGCGGAGCGUGAGGGCGAGAGAGAGAGGGAGCGCGGGAGAGAGAGAGAGAGCGGAGCGCAAGAGUGAGAGAGAGAGAGACCAAUGACGUGAGAGAGAGAGAGAGAGAGAGAGAGAGAGAGAGAGAAAGAGAGAGAAACCAAUGACGAGAGAGAGAGAGAGAGAGAGAGAAAGAGAGAGAGACCAAUGACUAGAGAGAGAGAGAGAGACCAAUGAUGAGAGUGAGAGAGAGAGAAAGAGAGAGAAACCAAUGACGAGAGAGAGAGAGAGAGAGAGAGACCAAUGACGAGAGUGAGAGAGAGAGAGAGAGAGAGAGAGAGAGAGAGAGAGAGAGAGAGAGCUCGGAGCGCGAGGGUGAGAGAGAGAGAGAUAGAACGCGGAGUGCAAGAGUGAGAGAGAGAGAAAGAGAGAGAGAGAGACCAAUGACGAGAGUGAGAGAGAGAGACCAAUGACGAGAGUGAGAGAGAGAGAGACCAAUGAUGAGAGUGAGAGAGAGAGAGAAAGAGAGAGACCAAUGAUGAGAGUGAGAGAAAGAGAGAAAGAGAGAGAGAGAGAGACCAAUGACGAGAGUGAGAGAGACAGAGAGACCAAUGACGAGAGUGAGAGAGAGAGAGAGAGACCAAUGAUGAGAGUGAGAGAGGGAGAGAGAGCGCUGCAAUUAAAAAAAAAAAUGUCUAGUGGAAGUGAUGCACGGAGACAGACACUGAUUCUCCUUAUGAACAUUUUCAUCACCUGGUAAGAAACCCACAGUGACAGCGCAGUUUAAUGAGCAAAUGUCUACAAUGAGCAGUUUUAAAGAACGUAUAGUGAUUUCUAGCUUGUAGUGUGAAAAAAAAAAGUAUUUAUUUGAAUAUCUCACGAAAAAAGUAAAAUGAACUGAACUUUGAACCAGUUCAAAAUGAAAAUUGUGAACUUUGAACGUGAACUGUUCACUUUGAGCACGUAUGAACUGAACUUUAAACCAGUUCAGAAAAGCUGUGAACUGGCACAACACUGGUUAUAAUUUGUAGUGUUAUAGAAAUCUAUAAUAGAGUGGUUGCUUACAACAAAUAACAUUAAAAAAACUAUAUUUUUUUCACAUUUAUUGUUUAUUUUAUUCUUAAAAGUCCCAAAUUAACAAAUUCAAUCUUGAUAUCAGUGACCAAUUUGUGACAUGACAUGAUAUAUUAUUCUUUCUGUUUGAUUUUAUUUGUGGUAUAGUGUGUAAAUGAUAUUUAGUGUGGAAUUUUAUAGACUCAGCUGGUCUGAAUGUGUGUGUGUGUAUUUAUAUUAUAUAUUUCAUUCGCAUAAAAAGUACUUGCCCACUUACAGAUUUCUUUUGUUUUUGCUUUUUUUUCUAUCAAACUAAGAUUAAAAGCAGCUAAAAGAUCUUGAAAAGCAACACAUUAUGCCUUUUCAUUAUUUUCCUUUAAUAAAUAAAAUGAUUAUCCUUUUUUUUUUACUCAGGUAAAAAAACAAAAGCAAAAACAAAAGAAAUCUGUAGGGGCAAAUAUUUUUUCCACUCUGUAUAUAUAUAUAUAUAUAUAUA
Molecule: messenger RNA, 3219 nt
Organism: Astyanax mexicanus (Mexican tetra)
Lineage: Eukaryota; Metazoa; Chordata; Actinopteri; Characiformes; Acestrorhamphidae
Gene: tnfsf18
Product: TNF superfamily member 18
Exons: 3
Coding region: 647-1240 (197 amino acids)
Molecular function (GO): protein binding
Source: RefSeq, a predicted model, not a curated record